UUGAAUUAUAUAGCAUAUUGAUAAGGGGUGUUUUUUGUUGGCCUGCCUUACAGGGUUGUUUGUAAUAUUAUUGCUUUGAAUGGUGAUUUAAUUGGCUUUUAGAUUUUAUUGGGUCUUUCUACAUUAUAAGCUGUCUUGAUGUACUAAUAUCAAGGGCAGCUUAUUACUUUAAGAUUAAAUUAUAGAAACUGUUGGAUUCCUCCUACCCUAAUUAACCAUUAUAAAGCAAUAUGCUUGUUUUUCAACUGGGGGAAAAUUGACGAACUAAAACGUCACAAAAAUAGUGAUCAAAAUUUAAGUUUCUUAUUCGGGUGGAAGGUUAAGCUAAAACAAGGAGAAAAAGCUGGCAGUGAGGUAGCUGUUUCCCCCAAGUCUGCAGGUCGUAAUAUAAAAUGCAUUGUUAACAAGCUGAUGUGUUCCUAGGGGGACAACUGUGUUAAAUAUGUUGCUAGAAAAACAACAGAAAGAAAGGCUGUUUUUGAGCCUCUAUUACAGCAACUUGACAAAAAAAAAUGCGGGACAACCAGAGCACUUGUGUCCCUCCUGCGGUCACCACAGGGGUGAAGCCAGGGAGCACAAGACAACGGUGCAUCAUCACACAGGGUGUUGGGGUUCCCAGUGGUGGUCCACGAGGGCCUGAGAGAGAGCAUACCACAGCAGUCCUGAAAACUUCACAGCAGCCGCUCUUCCUUCUACACAGAGAAGAACAAGAGGCCUUCUUCAGUCUUCUGGAGGAUGGCUUGAUACAAGAGUUCCUUUCAAUGGAUGCAUGCUACAGAAUCUCAGAUAAGUAUCUUAUAGCUAUGACUAUGAUGUACUUCAAACGUGCCGGUCUGCAUACAAGGGAAUACACGCAGAUUAAUCUCUUCAUAGCUCUGUACCUAGCAAAUGACAUGGAAGAAGAUACAGAAGACUACAAAUAUGAGAUCUUCCCCUGGGCGCUUGGUGACAACUGGAGGAAGCUGUUCCCACAGUUCUUGAAAAUGCGGGAUGUCUUUUGGGCGAAAAUGAAAUACAGAGCAUUUGUUAGCCGGCGAUGCUGUGAUGAGAUAAUGUUAAGAGAGCCCACCCACUGGGCCUGGUCCCGUGAACGAGCCAUCCACCACAGUGGGGCACUAAGGAGUUACCUGAAGAAUGAAGAUGACUUUUUCCCCAGAGGGCCUGGCGUUACUCCCUCAGUCUGCCUUCUCUGUGUGUUUGAUUUGGAAGAAGAAGAUGCUGAAAUGACUCCUGUUAGUGAUAUUCCUGCCAAUGACUUGUUGCCUUCCACAGCAUUGAAGCAAGAUUUGAAUGGCUUUUCUUUGCUGAUGACUGACUACAGCAUGCAGAGCCUACAGGAACCUGUUACGGAGGCAGAUGGAACAGGCAAGGACUGGCGAUUUGUGGGAUAGUGUCCGAUGGCUAAGGAAAACCCUCUGCACAAUAUUCCCCUCCUUGGAGUGGCAUUAUUUGGAUGUUGUUGUUUUACACCUGCAGAGAUCUAUUUAUUAAGCACUUUAUCUUCCUGUUCAUAAACACAGCAAAGCCUGUUUGUGUAUUAAAAAAAAAAAAAGCUAUUCAGUAUAACUUGUACAAUACCAAAUGUGCUAGCUGGGCAGACGCUUAAUAAAGAUGUCUAGGAGAACAGGCUGCAGACUUUAUUUCUGGAACAUGUAAUGACUAGUUUACCGAUUGUGAACCAUUAGAAAUGGCUUUCUGAAGGCUUACUUUGCUGCAUCUGGGGCAUUUUGCAAAUAGGAAUGGGAUGGUCAAGGAGACCCACUCAGGUUUUUCUUGAUUUUUUUUCUUCGUGGCUGGACUAAUCACAGAUACCAGUUUUGCUGAAAUGACUUUUAUUAUGUAUUUUUACCCCAUUCUUUUAACAAAGGUAUUGUGUAACUUGCAAGCAAAAAAAAAAAAAAAAAACAUAUAAUAAAACAUAUUGUACUCUUA
Messenger RNA from Rhineura floridana, 1932 nucleotides. RefSeq names its product speedy/RINGO cell cycle regulator family member C (gene SPDYC). The coding region runs from base 513 to 1391 and encodes 292 amino acids. The record is from RefSeq and is a predicted model, not a curated record. Gene Ontology annotation, molecular function: protein kinase binding. The transcript is spliced from 7 exons. NCBI's taxonomy places the organism in Eukaryota, Metazoa, Chordata, Lepidosauria, Squamata, Rhineuridae. Gene Ontology annotation, biological process: positive regulation of cyclin-dependent protein serine/threonine kinase activity.